Molecule: messenger RNA, 1335 nt
Organism: Cheilinus undulatus (humphead wrasse)
Lineage: Eukaryota; Metazoa; Chordata; Actinopteri; Labriformes; Labridae
Exons: 5
Coding region: 34-1068 (344 amino acids)
Biological process (GO): response to bacterium
Source: RefSeq, a predicted model, not a curated record
CAGACUUUCACUCAGCAGUGUAGUUUGAUCACAAUGGCAUCUCUGAAGUUAGUCUUCAGUGUGACUCUUUUCAUCUUGGAGAGUGAUCAGAUGACCAGUCUGCCCUCGUAUGUUCAUCAGGAGAGAGAUUUUUUAUCAGCUGAUGUUGGAGACAUCAUCACUUUGAGAUGUUACUCUAAGGCUAAUUUGGUGAACAGGUUUUACUGGUAUAAGCAACCCAUUGGAGACAAACCCAGGCUCAUAUCUUCCUUCUAUCAGUCCAGUAAACUGGUUUCAUUUUAUGAUGAGUGUAGCAACAACCCACGUUUCUCACUGGACGCUGGAAAUGGUCAGAAUCACUUAAUCAUCUCAGAUGUACAAACGUCUGACACAGCUUCUUACUACUGCGCAGCUAGCUACUCAAUCACAUUUGAACUGGCAGAGGGCACUUUAGUCAGCGUGAAGGGUUCAGGUGUGAGCGUCCCAGCUCUGGUCCAUCAGUCAGAGUCUGAAACCAUCCAGCCAGGAGGCUCUGUGACUCUGAACUGUACAGUCCACACUGGGACCUGUGAUGGAGAACACAGUGUUUACUGGUUCAGAAACUCUGAGGAAACUCAUCCAGGACUCAUUUACACCCAUGGAGGCAGGAAUGAUCAGUGUGAGAGGAACCCUGACACAGAAACAAGCACCUGUGUCUACAACCUGUCACUGAAGAGUGUGAGUCUUACCCAUGCUGGGACCUACUACUGCGCCGUGGUCUCCUGUGGACACAUACUGUUUGGAGACAGGACCAGACUGGUCACUGAAAAUGUGGAGAUCUCCUCAGUCCUGGUGUAUUUCUUGAGUGGAGCGCUCACAUUCACCACCACCCUCAGUCUUUUCAUGGCUCUAAUUCUGUUUGUUCACUGGAAGAGAAACAGCCAUAAAGGCCAUAGAGGCACUUUGACUGCUUCAGUGAUAAAUGUGCAGGGCCACCCUAAUGAGGAAGAUCUCCAUUAUGCUGCUGUAGGGGUGAACAGAGCCAGCCAGCCAAGAAGACAUGAAUACAAGAGAGAGGAUGAAUGUGUGUACUCCAGAGUUAAACAAUAAUUCCAUAUAAAGCGUUAUUUCAUAGAAGCUGCACAGUGCUGCAGAGACGCUUCCAGGGUGAGAGGUCACCUUUGAUCGAAGCAAAGUGCUACACAUCUGGAACACAGCUGUUGUAUGUAUGCAUAAGGGUUACAGCAUGCCAUCAGUCACAGGGAAUUAACCUGACACACAACAUACACUGUUUCAUUUCUCCAUUGUAUGAAUAUAGGCUGUCCUAUCAAGGGGAACAAUGUCAACUUUCAUAACUUUGGGAAAAUAAACAUCAAA